Molecule: messenger RNA, 693 nt
Organism: Danaus plexippus (monarch butterfly)
Lineage: Eukaryota; Metazoa; Arthropoda; Insecta; Lepidoptera; Nymphalidae
Exons: 1
Coding region: 22-693 (223 amino acids)
Source: RefSeq, a predicted model, not a curated record
AACUACCUUAUAUUAUCUCUUAUGUUAACAUUGGCUUUGUCUGAUUAUACUUACGCGAGAUACCAAAGACGAUCCCCAAAAACGCCAUAUAUGACAGGUCUCCAGAACAUACUAGGCCCCGAUAACGAGAGACUAAUUGCAUCAAAAAGGAAGCCAAUAGCGGAAGUUGUUGCCAGAAAUCAAAUGGGUAUGCCAAACACUUUAAUGGCACGUGAUGGAAUGCCAAACAUGAGAGCAAUUCAACCAAAAUGCCCUUGCCAAAAUGAACCUAUGUAUCAGAGGAUCCAAGAAAUACCAACAAUACCAGCAAUACCUACAAUGCCUACAAUUCCAUCACCCCACAUGGCUGUACCAAAUGUACCUGUUGUCCAACCGCCAUUGGCUGUUCCAUCAGGCCCAGUGGCAUUUCCGUCAGGGCCGGUAGCAUAUCCGUCAGGGCCGGUAGCAUUUCCGUCAGGGCCUGUAGCAUUUCCGCCAGUGCCAGAAAUUACGAUUCCGUGCCCUGUUCCACCUGUGCUACAAGAACCCUGUCCGUGCCGUGAGCCCGCAGCUUUGGUUAGUCCAUUUCUUCCCGCAGCAUCUCCUGUAUCUGCGAUGGCACCACCAACAUCAAAUUUACUCCCACCCGUUAUACCAAGUCAGAACAGACAUCAUUUCUUAAGAAAAAUUCCCAUACCACCACCGACUUUGUAA